AUUUUAUUAUCAACGCCGUUUCCCAACCAAGCCCCGAACUGAGUCGCCGAUUCAAAGUUCACUUUCGAAGUUGUUUUUCCCGAAACCAAUCUGCAAACUUUUUUUUAUAAAUAAUGGCAUCCACGUCUUAUUUCGCUCGUCUUCUUAUAGGAAAAAGUGUUAUCAAUGCCCGCCAUACAGUAGGAACUAACACCAAAUUUGUGAAAUUUUAUAGUGCUGCACCCACAUAUGAAAACAUUAAGAUAGACGUUGUUGGCACCAAGAAGAAUGUGGGACUCAUCCAGCUGAACCGGCCCAAGGCUCUGAACGCGCUCUGCAAACCUCUCUUCGUGGAACUGGGUAAAGCUGUCGUGGACUUUGACAAAGAUGACAGUAUUGCAGCGAUUGUCAUCACUGGUAACGAGAAAGCGUUCGCGGCCGGCGCCGACAUCAAGGAGAUGCAGAACAACACAUACAGCUCCAACCAGAGGCAGGGCUUCCUCAGGGAGUGGGAGGACGUCAGUAACUGCGGGAAACCUGUCAUCGCGGCGGUGAAUGGGUUCGCGCUCGGCGGUGGUUGCGAAUUGGCUAUGCUUUGCGACAUCAUCUACGCGGGAGAUAAGGCGAAGUUCGGUCAGCCCGAGAUCAACAUUGGCACCAUUCCUGGAGCUGGUGGCACCCAGAGACUGCCCAGAUACGUUGGCAAGUCUAAAGCCAUGGAGAUCGUCCUGACUGGUAACUUCGUUGAUGCUCAUGAAGCGGAGAAAAUGGGGCUAGUCAGCAAAGUGUUCCCAGCGGAGAAGCUUCUAGAAGAGACAAUCAAACUAGCUGAAAGGAUCGGCACGCACUCUCCCCUGAUCGUCAAGAUGGCGAAGCAGGCCGUCAACCAGGCGUACGAGACCACACUGAAGUCGGGGCUGCAGUUUGAGAAGUCCAUCUUCUAUGGAACUUUUGCUACGGAGGAUCGCAAAGAAGGUAUGACUGCGUUCAUUGAGAAGAGACCCCCUAACUUCAAGAACGAAUAAUGUAUCUAUUGUCCAAUCAAAUCAAACUGUACUGAAUUUAUAUUGAACUUAGAUAAGGAAAAGUGCAAUCAGAAUUUAUUCCACUUUUAUAAUUGUUUAAAAACGUUUACAAGUUAUACUUAUUAAAAUGUUUAUUUUUUUCUUUAA
Amyelois transitella is the source of this 1151-nucleotide messenger RNA. RefSeq names its product probable enoyl-CoA hydratase, mitochondrial (gene Echs1). The record is from RefSeq and is a predicted model, not a curated record. Gene Ontology annotation, biological process: fatty acid beta-oxidation. Lineage: Eukaryota; Metazoa; Arthropoda; Insecta; Lepidoptera; Pyralidae. The transcript has 6 exons. Gene Ontology annotation, molecular function: enoyl-CoA hydratase activity. Gene Ontology annotation, cellular component: mitochondrion. The coding region runs from base 114 to 1004 and encodes 296 amino acids.